This is a messenger RNA of Halichondria panicea, 470 nucleotides long. Its product is annotated as dynein axonemal light chain 4-like. Gene Ontology annotation, cellular component: dynein complex. Gene Ontology annotation, biological process: microtubule-based process. The transcript has 3 exons. Bases 34 to 393 code for a protein of 119 amino acids. Lineage: Eukaryota; Metazoa; Porifera; Demospongiae; Suberitida; Halichondriidae. The record is from RefSeq and is a predicted model, not a curated record.
AACUAGCCUCUGAUCUUGAGGCUACUGUAGAACAUGGCAGAUGAGGCAGAGAAGCCAGCAGAAGCUACGGGAACUGCUGAAGCAGUUGAGAGUUCUGAGUCUGGCUUUAGGAACAGACGGCUGCACAACUAUCCACUGAUCAAGAAUUCCGACAUGAAUGAAGAGAUUAGGGUAGAAGCAAUGGAGCUCUGUGUGACAGCGUGUGAGAAGCAUGCCAGCAACAAUGAGGCUGCAGCCAAGUUGAUCAAGGAGACAAUGGACAAAAAGUUUGGCCCAGCCUGGCAUGCAGUGGUGGGAGCGGGUUAUGGAAUGGAGAUCACACAUGAGGUCAAGAACCUUCUCUACAUGUUCUUUGGUGGGAACACUGCCAUUUGCCUGUGGAAAUGUGCAUAGACACUCAUUGUGCAUUUCUAUUACAUCUUUACAACACAUUGCUAUUAAACAUCAUCAUGUUUAUCAGUUUUAUUAUC